AUGUUCGCCGCGGGGAGGCACCACACCGUCCUGCUGAGGAGCGACGGCUCCGUCGUGGCGUGCGGCCGCAACCGCGAGGGCCAGUGCGACCUCCCGGCGGCGGCGCAGAGCGUGACCUACGCGCAGGUCGCCGCCGGAGAGCGCCACACGGUCCUGCUCACGGGCGAGGGCGCGGCCGUGGCCUGCGGCCAGAACGACCAGGGCCAGUGCGACCUUCCAGCGCUGGAGCAGGGUCUGACCUACACGCAGGUCGCCGCCGGGAGGGGCCACACCGUGCUGCUGAGGAGCGACGGCGCCGCCGUGGCGUGCGGGCGAGCUGCGGAGGGCCAGUGUGACCUCCCCGUGCCCGCGAGUGGCUUGAUCUACACGCACGUUGCCGCUGGAUUCUUCCACACCCUCCUGCUCAGGAGCGACGGCGCCGCCGUCGCCCGCGGCGGGAACUGCUGCGGCCAGUGUGACCUCCCGCCAGGGCUCCCGGACGGCCUCGGCUACACGCACGUUGCCGCGGGGGAGCUCCACAGCGUUCUCCUCAGGAGCGACGGGACUAUCCAGCCGCGCUGCCGCGCACAGCCGCAAGGCCAAUGCGCCCUCCCGGCGCUGGCAGACGGCCUCAGCUACACGCAGGUUGCCGCCGGGCUCUACCACACCGCGCUGCUCCGGAGCGACGGCGCCGCCGUGGCGUGUGGCUCGAACGACCGCGGCCAGUGCGGCCUGCCCCCGCUCGCGGAGCGCCUGGCCUACGAGCAGGUCGCCGCCGGAGGCGGCCACACCGUGCUGCUCCGGAGCGACGGCGCCGCCGUGGCCUGCGGCUGGAACGGCAGCGGCCAGCGCGACCUCCCGGCCCUGCCGGCAGGCCUGGCCUACGCGGCCCACCUGCUGCCGACGCUGCUGCUGCAGGCGUCGCUGGAGGGCGACUCGGUGCGCUUCGCGACGCUCGCGGGGGCGGAGCGCUGCCGGCUGUGGGCAGCGCCCGCCACUCGCCUCGCGCGCGUCCGCGCGCGGCUGGCGGCCCACCACCGCGCGGGCCGGCUCGGCCCGAUCCUGGCGCGCGUCGACGCCGUCCUGCCAGGGGGCCGGCUGCUCAGCACGGCGGCGGCCGAGGAGACCGUCGCGAGCGCCUUCGGGCUCAGCCUGCGCUGA
Prorocentrum cordatum is the source of this 1140-nucleotide messenger RNA. The record is from the annotation of a GenBank genome assembly. Lineage: Eukaryota; Dinophyceae; Prorocentrales; Prorocentraceae.